AUGUAUUCAAACGAAGGUGAAAGAGUUAAUUUCGAGAAAACCACGAAGCCUAUUGGAAAUGUGGAAGAAUGGAUGUCAGAAAUUGAGAACCUGAUGCGCUACUCAAUGCACGAUGUCAUCAAAAAGGCUCUUAUCGCCUACAUGAAAACUCCAAGAACGGAAUGGGUUCUACAGUGGCCAGGUCAAGUUGUUAUUGCAGGUUGUCAAACUUAUUGGACCUCUGAAGUGACCGAAUCCCUUAAUAAAUCAACCGACGGCCUCAAAUCUCUCUAUCCAUUGCUUCUUGAUCAACUUAGAGGCCUUCGUGACGUUGUUCGGGGUGAUUUGUCAAAGAUAGCAAGGUUGACACUGUCAGCGUUGAUUGUCAUUGAAGUUCACGCACGAGACGUGGUUGACAAUAUGAUUCGACAGGGAGUCAGUACGGCAAAUGAUUUUGAGUGGAUAAGUCAACUCCGUUAUUACUGGUUUAAUGAUGAAGAUCAGUUGGUAUUAAUGGCGGUAAAUGCAGAAUUCCCUUAUGGUUAUGAGUAUCUUGGAAAUACAACUAGAUUAGUCAUUACGCCAUUGACUGAUCGAUGCUACCUUACACUAACUGGUGCUCUUCAUCUUAACUUCGGAGGUGCCCCAUCAGGACCUGCAGGAACGGGUAAAACUGAGACAACAAAGGACCUCGCAAAGGCUUUUGCUGUUCAAUGUGUCGUUUUUAACUGUUCCGACCAAUUGGACUUCAUGGCUAUGGGUAAAUUCUUCAAGGGAUUGGCUGCGGCUGGCGCUUGGGCUUGCUUCGAUGAGUUUAAUCGAAUUGAUAUCGAAGUCUUAUCUGUAGUCGCCCAGCAAAUAACCACAAUUCAGAAAGCCCAGAUGCAGCGUGUUGAUCGGUUCAUUUUUGAAGGUGUUGAGUUGGCUUUGAAGCCUUCUUGUGCUAUCUUCAUCACCAUGAAUCCUGGUUACGCAGGUCGUACUGAACUUCCAGAUAACUUGAAGGCUCUCUUUAGACCUGUUGCUAUGAUGGUUCCCGAUUAUGCGCAGAUCGCUGAGAUAUCGCUCUUCUCUUUCGGUUUUGCCGAGGCUCGGAUAUUGGCAAAGAAGAUUGUGACAACAUUCAAGUUAUCUUCCGAGCAAUUGAGUAGCCAAGAUCAUUACGAUUUCGGUAUGAGAGCUGUAAAGAGCGUUAUUUCAGCGGCUGGUAACUUGAAGCGUAAUGAGCCUGAUCAAAAUGAGGAGCUCAUUGUCCUUCGAGCGAUUCGUGAUGUAAACCUGCCAAAAUUCUUAGAAGACGAUCUGAAACUCUUCAAUGGCAUAGUUUCAGACUUAUUCCCCAAUAUUCGCCAUCUUGUUGGAAAUGUGAUCGAUUACGAAGACUUAAACGUAGCUUUGAAAACUGCUGCUCGCAAAAUGGGCCUGAAAGAUGAGCCCAAUUUCCUUCAUAAAUGUACUCAGCUAUUUGAAACUACUAUCGUGAGACACGGAUUAAUGAUUCUGGGUCCUACAGGAUCAGGAAAAACCAAGUGCUACGAAAUUCUCAAGGAGGCUUUGAGUUCCCUAAAGAACCAGCCUUCACCAGAUGGAUCAUUCUUCCAGAACGUAGUAACGUACGUACUCAAUCCGAAAUCAGUCACCAUGGGCCAACUUUACGGUGAAUUUGACCUGGUGACUCACGAAUGGACUGAUGGUAUCUUGAGUGUACUGAUUCGGGAAGGAGUUGCGGGUGAUAAUCCCGACAAAAGGUGGUACGUCUUUGACGGUCCUGUGGAUGCUGUGUGGAUUGAGAAUAUGAAUACCGUUUUGGAUGACAACAAGAAACUCUGUUUAAGCAGUGGCGAAAUUAUUAAACUUACAGAGAGUAUGACAAUGAUGUUUGAGGUGGCUGAUUUGGCUGUGGCAUCACCUGCUACUGUCAGUCGUUGUGGAAUGGUCUAUCUGGAGCCUAGUAUCCUUGGUCUGAAUCCUUUCAUUGAAUGCUGGCUUCAGAAUCUACCUGCGCCUGUUUAUCCGCAUAAAGACAAACUGAAAUUACUCUUUGACACUUUCCUUGAAGAUUCCAUUCGAUUUGUCCGAGAAAAUACUGUCGAAAUAAUCAAGAGUACUGAUGGUCAGCUAACUUUCAGUCUUUUGAACCUCUAUUCUUGUUUCCACAACCGGUUCGAGACUAAAGGAGGACUUCAGGCCUCUGCUAAGAAAGCUGAACGAACAAAAAUGAAGCAAAAUCAAAAUCUUAGAGCUGCACUACGACCUCUAGGCAAAGAACCAGUUGACAGUGGAGUCUCCGAAGAGCUUAUUUCAAAAGUUGGAGAAGUCUAUGAAUCGUGGUUCUUCUUCGCUCUGGUUUGGUCUGUCGGUGCGACGUGUACUAAUGAUGGAAGGAAGGCUUUUGAUAUAUUCUUGAGGAAGAAAAUGGAUGAUGCUAAGGUUUAUCGUCCUUUCCCGCCAGAGGGUUCUGUUUACGAUUACUACCUCGACGAAGCUAAUUUACUCUGUGUAGACAAAGCGGAGUUGGACUGUGAUGAACAGAAUGAGAGACAGGUUCAUUGGGAACACUGGAUGAAAAACGUUCCUGCUUACAAGAUUGAUACAACAAUGAAAUAUUCUGACAUUCUGGUCCCCACCCUAGAUAAUGUCCGGCUUAUAAAAAUCAUUGAAAUGCUCCUCAAGAAAGGCCUUCCAAUUUUAGGAAUUGGUCCAACUGGAACUGGAAAGACAGUUUGCAUUGCCGAUAAGCUAACUCGUGGAAUGACCGAGGAGUUUAUCACAGAAUUCAUGGUAUUUAGUGCAAAGACAUCCUCAAAUCAAACUCAAGAUUUCAUUGAGAGUAAGAUGGAUAAACGACGACGUGGUGUUUAUGGUCCACCACCUGGAAAGAAUCUAAUCUUCUUCAUUGACGAUUUGAAUAUGCCAGCUCCAGAUGCUUAUGGCUCUCAACCACCGCUUGAACUUCUACGGCAGUGGAUGGAUUUCCGCGGAUGGUAUGAUAGAAAACAGAUCGGUGCUUUCAAGCAGAUUGUUGAUGUCAACUUUGUUGGAGCCAUGUGCCCACCAGGUGGUGGAAGAAAUCCAAUUUCGCAACGUAUGCUCCGCCACUUCAACUUCUUAAGCUUUAAUGAAAUGGAUGAACAGAGCAUGACAACUGUCUUCUCUACUAUUCUCAACAGUUGGUUUACUCAAGUUCCUGAGGAUUCACCAGUUCACAGCCUUGUAAUCAACGUUGAAUCUUUUGUGCAAGCCUCUAUAGCAGUCUAUAUGACUGUUCAGUCUCAGUUAUUACCGAUUCCUGCUAAAAGUCAUUACACAUUCAAUCUUCGUGAUCUCUCUAAAGUCUUUCAGGGUGUCUGGAUGUUUGAUAUUCAUCACUUAACUGGUCGUCUUAAUGAGUUAUUGCGUUUAUGGUAUCAUGAAUCCUGUAGAGUAUAUCAAGAUCGCUUAGUAGACGAUAACGACAAAAAUUGGUUCAAAAAUUUGUGCAUCAAAACACUAGAGGAGAAAUUCAACGGUAAAUUCGAAGAGAUUGUACCUUCUGAACCACUCCUUUACGGUGAUCUCUUGUCAAAUGAUAUCUCUGAGAACAGAAAGUACAUUGAAAUGAUUGACCAUAAUCAAAUACUUCAAGUCUGUGAAUCGAAUCUGGAGGACUAUAAUCAACUCAACAAUACUCGUAUGGAUUUAGUGCUGUUUAUGGAUGCCAUUAUUCACCUCUGUCGAAUAUCUCGAAUAAUUAGACAACCUAAAGGCAAUGCUCUUCUUCUUGGACUGGGAGGCAGUGGAAGACAGAGUUUAUCUCGACUAGCUGCACAUAUUGCUGAGUUCGAAUGCUAUCAAAUAGAAUUGACAAAGACUUAUAGCAUUCAUGACUGGCAAGAGGAUUUGAGGAAGGUUAUGAUGAUGGCUGGCUUGGAAGACAAACAGGUCCUAUUCUUAUUCUCUGAUACGCAAAUCAAGCAUGAAUCCUUCCUUGAAGAUCUCAACAAUAUCUUAAAUGCUGGUGACGUACCGAAUAUUUAUGCAUUUGAAGAUUUGGAGAACAUCUACAACGCAAUGAAGCCCAUUGUGAUGACUGCAGGAUUAGCUCCAACUAAGAACAACCUCUAUUCGACGUAUGUUAAGCGUGUUAGGCAGAACCUGCAUACUGUGAUAACCAUGAGUCCCCUUGGCGAAGUUUUCCGAGCUCGAUUGCGACAAUUCCCUGCUCUCGUUAGUUGCUGUACCAUCGACUGGUAUUCAGAGUGGCCAGAUGAGGCUUUAGAAGCAGUUGCACUGAGAACUCUCAAAGGAAUGAAGGAACUGCAAAUUGAGGAGAGUUUAAUGAAUGGCAUUGUGAAAGUCUGUCAAAAAAUGCAUCGGUCGGCUGUUUUGUAUACUGCUAACUAUCUGCACGAAAUGGGUCGUUACAAUUAUGUCACUUCAGCCUGUUUCCUGGAAUUACUUAACUCGUUCGCUAGAAUGUAUGGUCUCAAAUUAAUUGAGUUGAAUACUUCGAAGAACCGGACUAAAACCGGUCUAGAUAAACUCCUGUCAACUGAACAAAUUGUAGCCAAAUUACAAGCAGAGCUAGAAGCCAUGCAACCACAGUUGGAAAAGGCCAUCAAGACUUCGAAAGUGACAUUGGAAGAAAUUGAGAGGGAUUCAAAAGUGGCAGAAGAGACUACCGCGAUUGUACAACGUGAAGAGGAAGUAGCUGCCAAGAAGGCUGCAGAAUGUGCAGCUAUUCGAGAUGACGCACAGAGGGACUUAGAUGAAGCCCUUCCUGCAUUAUACGCCUCUUUAGAAGCGGUCAAAUCAUUGAAUAAAAAUGACAUUCUUGAAGUCAGAAGCAUGAUGCGGCCGCCUGAAGGCGUAAGACUUGUCAUGGAAGCAGUGUGCAUAAUGAAAGACGUCAAGCCGAAGAAAGUGCCAGGUGACAAGCCUGGUGUUAAGGUGGAUGAUUACUGGGAGCCGGGAAAAACUCUCCUACAAGAUCCGGGCAAAUUUCUUGAUUCACUCCUUAAUUAUGACAGAGAUAACAUACCUGAUGCCAUUAUAACCAAGAUACAAUCCUACAUUGAAUCAAGUGCUUUUACUCCGCAAUCUAUAUCACGAGUCAGCAAGGCCUGUACUAGUAUCUGUUUAUGGGUUCGAGCUAUGUACAAAUACCAUCAUGUUGCAAAGACGGUAUUACCUAAGAGAGCAGCUAUGCAAGUAGCUGAAGAAGACUUGAAAGAAACUGAAUUAGUUCUUGGAGAAGCUCGUACUCGUUUACAAGCCUGUAAAGAUCGCAUUGAGAGUUUGCAGACAAAGUAUCAGGAGUGCAUGAGAAGACAACAAGAAUUGGAAGACAAGAAAAGCCUUUGUGAAGCCCGUUUGGUUCGAGCUGACAAGUUAAUUGGAGGGUUGAGCAGUGAGAAGGGGCGUUGGCUGGAUACUGUUGAGGAAAUAGAUAGUUUGCUUGCUAAUCUGAUCGGCAAUGUGCUCUGUUCAUCUGGAAUAGUGACAUAUUUAGGACCGUUUAGUGGCGAUUAUAGAACAAGCAUGUAUGAAGAAUGGAUUGAUUGUUUAAAGGAGCAUAGUGUACCACAAACUUCAAAUCCUAAUCUCAUUGAUACAUUUGGAGAUCCGGUCAAGAUUCGAAAUUGGCACAUCUUUGGUCUUCCAAAAGAUAGUUUGUCUAUUGAAAACGCAGUUAUUGUUCAAUUCUCUCGACGUUGGCCCCUUUUUAUCGAUCCACAAGGUCAAGCUAACCGUUGGAUAAAGUCGCUUGAAUCUGAUGAAGGACUUGAGGUUAUAAAAAUGUCUGAAAAAGAUUUCCUCCGAACUCUGGAGAAUGCAAUCAGAUUUGGUAGGCCAGUUCUUAUGGAAAAUGUUGGUGAAGAAAUAGACCCUGUCUUGGACCCGAUCAUACUGAAACAGACCUUAACUCAACAGGGAAUAACCGUAAUCAAGAUUGGUGAUAAUAUUAUUCCCUACCAUCAGGACUUUAGAUUCUAUCUGACUACCAAACUUCCAAAUCCUCAGUAUUCUCCAGAAAUUUCCGCUAGACUUGCUGUUGUGAACUUUACACUGGCUCCUAAGGGUCUUGAAGAUCAACUCCUCAGCUUGGUAGUGGCUGAGGAACGACCUGACUUAGAAGAUGCUAAAGGCCAACUUAUAGUGAGCAAUGCGAAGAUGAAGCAAGAACUGAAAGAAAUCGAGGAUCAUAUUCUAGAGAAGUUAAGUUCAUCUGAAGGAAUGCCAAUAGAUGACUUGGAUCUUAUCUCAACCCUUGAAGCAUCUAAACUCAAAUCAUCAGAAAUUCAAGCAAAAGUUGUUGUUGCGGAACAGACUGAGAGAGAUAUUGAUGAGACUAGAAGUAUGUACAUUCCUGUUGCAAUUCGGGGUAGAAUUCUCUUCUUCUGUGCAGCCUCCAUGCGAGAGAUUGAUCCAAUGUACCAGUAUUCCUUGGAGUGGUUUAUCAAUAUAUUUAUCCAUGGUAUCAGUAAUGCCGAAAAGUCUUCAGUCGUAUCAGAGCGUAUUGAGAACGUUAAUGCUUUCAUUACCUUCUCAUUUUACAAGAAUGUCUGCCGUAGUCUAUUUGAAUGCCAUAAGCUACUGUUUUCAUUCUUGAUAACUGUCAAGAUUCUUGAAGAAGAGAAGCUGAUUAAUUUGGAAGAGUGGCUAUUUCUAUUGCAAGGAGGAUCAAGAAUAAAGCAGGAGAUUCCAAAUCCAGCUCCAGAAUGGAUUUCAAACCGAAUGUGGAGAGACUUGCUUACUCUUGAUGCUCUGCCAAACUUUGAUGGACUUCCUGCCUUCAUUAAGAAGAACUUGAAUCAUUUCAAAGCAAUAUUUGACUCUCCUGAGCCUCAUAGGUUGCCUCUUAAAGAGCCAUGGGGUGAGAAAUUGGAUAGUUUUCAGCGGCUUCUGUUCUUGCUAUGCCUCCGACCAGAUAAGGUGACGAACGCCAUGCAAGACUUUGUUGCUCAUCAUCUUGGCCAGCAGUUUAUCGAACCCCAGACCACAAAUUUGAAGGAAAUAUUUGCUGAGAGUUCACCUACCACUCCUAUUAUUUUCAUUCUCUCACAGGGUACCGAUCCGGCGUCAGAUCUCUACAAGUUUGCUGAGGAGAUGAACUUUGGUGGAAAGAAGCUCUCAGCUAUUUCUCUAGGUCAGGGCCAAGGACCCAGAGCUGAAGAAAUGAUGCGAACAGCUAUGGAGCGUGGAAUGUGGGUAUUUUUCCAGAACUGUCAUCUGGCUCCAUCAUGGAUGCCUUCGCUGGAAAGACUUGUUGAACAAAUUGACAAAAGUCGUGUCCACAAGGACUUCCGUCUUUGGCUUACUAGUAUGCCCAGUCCAAGCUUCCCCAUUUUUAUUUUACAAAACGGAUCAAAGUUGACUAUUGAACCACCGAGGGGCAUUAAAGCUAAUCUCCUGAGGACCUACUUGUCUAUUAGUGAUAAACAGUUGGAAAGCGUUCCGAAUAAGAACGCUAAUUUCAAGUCACUUCUCCUUGCGCUUUCCUUCUUCCACGCAAUUUGCAUUGAAAGAAGGAAGUUCGGUCCUUUGGGCUUCAAUAUUCCCUAUGAAUUCACUACAGGAGAUUUCAAAAUAUGCAUGGACCAGUUGGCUAUGUUCCUAAAUGAAUAUGCUGAAAUACCCUACAAGAUCCUUCAAUAUACAGCCGGUGAGAUCAAUUAUGGUGGACGUGUGACUGAUGAUUGGGAUCGAAGGUGCUUGAAGAGCAUUUUGUCAGAUUUUUACAAUGCCAAAUCUCUUGAUGCUAAUCAUACCUACUCUGAAUCGGGAAUUCUCAAACAAAUAAGUAGUGACUCGGAUCGCAAGGUAUGA
This is a messenger RNA of Rodentolepis nana, 7788 nucleotides long. The record is from the annotation of a GenBank genome assembly. NCBI's taxonomy places the organism in Eukaryota, Metazoa, Platyhelminthes, Cestoda, Cyclophyllidea, Hymenolepididae.